AUGGUGGAGGGGUGGCAGCCUGUGAGUCAAUAUGGAUUCUGUUCUCCCUGCAGGAACUUUGCCCGUGGAGCCUGCAGAUGGGGUCAGAAUUGCCGUUUCUCACACGACCGGAAGUCAGCCCAGAUCUGCAGGUAUUUCCAGAAUGGGUUCUGCGGCUACGGAGACCGCUGCAGCUACCAGCACAUCCAAGACCCUCCAGCCCCUGCUUGGAGCAGAUGCGGCUCACAGCCUGCCUUAUCGCUGAGCCGUCGGGGCUCGGAGCCAGCCGUCCGGCCAGAAGCAGCAGCUGGGAGCUGGGGAGGAGCCAGGCGUGGCUCGGAGCCCUCUGUCCCUAGUGUGACACAGCUGCAACUGAACUUCAGGCAGCUGAGCACAGAGUUUGAGGAGGAAGAGGAAGAUAAAGAGACGGUCCCCACGUAUCCCCCAAACGGGGCCGUCAGCAGAGAGUUUGUCCCCAGGCAGGCCCCGCGUGGAUCAGCCUGGCAGGGGUCUGCAGAACGCCGGCUCUUCCCAUGCCCAGAGCUGAGCUGGCUACUCAGCCAGGAUGAGGCAGCACAGCUCUGUGGAAGGAAGGGGGCUCUGUCUCCAAGUGCUAGCCGGCUAUAUUGCUCCGUGCAGGCAGCUGGUGGGCUGGGCGCAGUUGCUGCUUCGGUGGGGGAGCUGCGGAGCGAGGACGUGGUGUGCGGCAUCUGUAUGGACAAGGUCUACGAGAAGACCUUACCCGAGGAGCGCGUGUUUGGCAUCCUCCCCAACUGCAGCCACGCCUACUGCGUCGGCUGCAUCCGCAAGUGGCGCAAGAGCCGGGAGUUCCAGAACGCGGUGAUCAAGGCCUGCCCCGAGUGCCGGGUCACGUCCAGCUACUUCAUCCCCCACAAAUACUGGGUCUCCGACAGGGACGAAAAGGAGAAGCUGAUAGAAACCUUCAAGGCGCGGACAGGGAAAAUAAAAUGCAAGUUCUUUGCCCGUGGCCGUGGCCGCUGUCCCUUUAAAUCGGAGUGCAUCUACCUUCAUGAGCUCCCGGCCAGGGUGCGGCCCCCUCGACAGAGACCUCCAUGCAGGACAGGCCCGGUGGCAUUCAAUCCCUCUCCCUCUGAGAGCUCCGAGGAGGAGGACGAUGAUGUGUGCUUGUUCCAAUGGGCUCUCACCUUUGCGCUGCUGCGGGGGGACAUCGAUGAUCCAGACUACUGCCAUGAGAUUUUCCUCUUGGAUUCCAGUGACUCAGACUAG
Molecule: messenger RNA, 1227 nt
Organism: Emys orbicularis (European pond turtle)
Lineage: Eukaryota; Metazoa; Chordata; Testudines; Emydidae
Product: probable E3 ubiquitin-protein ligase makorin-1
Exons: 6
Coding region: 1-1227 (408 amino acids)
Biological process (GO): protein polyubiquitination
Molecular function (GO): metal ion binding; ubiquitin protein ligase activity
Source: RefSeq, a predicted model, not a curated record